Blastomyces gilchristii SLH14081 is the source of this 445-nucleotide messenger RNA. RefSeq lists its product as uncharacterized. The record is from RefSeq and is a predicted model, not a curated record. Bases 26 to 445 code for a protein of 139 amino acids. The transcript is spliced from 2 exons. Lineage: Eukaryota; Fungi; Ascomycota; Eurotiomycetes; Onygenales; Ajellomycetaceae.
AUCUUUUUGUAUUUUUCUGCCGGAGAUGGGCCAGAUUAGGAAGGGCGGUACGAGGGUGGGACUUGGCGUUGGUGUUUUGGAACAUCAAAGAUGGACAGGGUUUUCGCGGAGGUCGCUCCUCAGAUAUCUCCACAACUACAGAUCAGGGAUCUUCCAAAAUCAAGAAGAUUGGUGCAUAUGGCUAGGUCUCUUCACCUUACAAUUUGUAUGGCAAUUUGGCCCGGGGUUGUGGUGUGGUAGGGGAGAAUGGGGGAUAAUCCCACGCAGGAGUUCCGAACGACGUCUGGUUCACAUUUGGCUGGAUAACUCCACCACCACACGGGGUAUGCGGUUGGCGAUGGGGUCAAAAUGCUCGUAUGAUCGAGGGCUUUUCGAUGGAUCUAUCGGCGGGUUCUUAUUCGAAAAAUCGAGCGAGUUCGUGGUGGAGCGGUUAGAUGUUAGUUAG